ACGCACACAGUUUACCUUUAAUAAAACAGUCCUGUCAUCUAUUAACUUUACGUGUUUUGGGAUUUUAGUACUGUUUGAAAGCGGAUAGAUGUCUGAAGAGGUUUUUAAAAGGGCAGAAGAGGAGGCUGACACACCAGAUCUCGAGGGUCAGUCUGACGACAGCAGCGACGAGGGUGACGCUUCAGGAGACACUGAGAUGGAUUUCCUACGCAGUCUCUUCUCCCGAACUCUUGGCCUGAGUCAUGGAGAUAAAGUCUUGGAUGAGCUGACCCUGGAUGGCGUCGCCCGCUAUAUCCUGAGCGGCAAAUGCAAGAACAUUAUCUGUAUGGUUGGAGCUGGAAUAUCUACAUCUGCUGGAAUCCCAGAUUUCCGCUCUCCUGGCACCGGUCUAUAUGCCAAUUUGCAGAAGUUCAAUCUGCCUUACCCAGAGGCCAUCUUUCAGAUCGACUAUUUCAAGAAACAUCCAGAGCCCUUUUUUGCUCUCGCCAGAGAACUCUACCCAGGACAGUUUAAGCCCACAGUCUGUCACUAUUUUAUAAGGAUGCUGAAGGACAAAGGUCUACUGACUCGAUGUUACUCUCAGAAUAUCGAUACUUUAGAGAGAGUUGCAGGUCUGGAAGGAGAGGACCUGAUCGAAGCUCAUGGUACAUUUCACACCUCACACUGUGUGAGCUUCCUGUGUCGUAAGGAGUACUCCAUGGACUGGAUGAAAAAUAAAAUUUUCUCUGAAGAUAUUCCUAAGUGUGAUUCCUGUGGGAACCUGGUAAAACCUGAUAUUGUGUUUUUUGGGGAGAAUUUACCUGCCCGAUUCUUCGCUACCAUGAAAAUGGACUUUCCUCAAUGUGACCUUCUCAUCAUAAUGGGCACAUCCCUGCAGGUUCAACCGUUUGCAUCACUAGUCAAUAGAGUAUCAAACAGCUGUCCUAGACUGCUCAUCAAUAUGGAGAAAACCGGACAGUCAGAAUUUGGAAUGGGAUUAAUUGGUUUUGGAGGAGGAAUGGAUUUUGACUCAGACAAAGCCUACAGAGAUGUGGCUCACCUGAGCACCUGUGAUGAUGGCUGCAUGGCUCUCGCUGAACUGCUGGGCUGGAAAGCAGAGCUGGAAGAGAUGGUGAAGCGUGAACAUGCUUUAAUUGACAGCAAAGAUGCCAAAAAGAAAGACAAGGAAGCCAGUCAGAGCUCUAGAAGCACUGGGGCAGAGGCUGGAAAGAGUGACAAGACAGAAUAACCAAUUACAGCAUGAAGAGGCUGUCUAUG
Carassius carassius (crucian carp) is the source of this 1257-nucleotide messenger RNA. RefSeq names its product sirtuin 2 (silent mating type information regulation 2, homolog) 2 (S. cerevisiae) (gene sirt2). Gene Ontology annotation, molecular function: NAD+ binding; histone deacetylase activity, NAD-dependent. The transcript is spliced from 16 exons. Bases 89 to 1228 code for a protein of 379 amino acids. The record is from RefSeq and is a predicted model, not a curated record. NCBI's taxonomy places the organism in Eukaryota, Metazoa, Chordata, Actinopteri, Cypriniformes, Cyprinidae.